AUGAAUAUAUCAAUAACACAAAAUACACUUUAUCAAUUUUUUCAUACAGCUAUUCAAAUAGGUUGGUCAUGGUAAGUUUUUCUUCUUUAAUUGAAGAUAACUGAUGUACUAGAAGACAUUUCUGGCUUCUAAUGGACAUUUUUUUGUUCAACUUAGACUCAAUCUAAAAGUUUAACUCUAAAACUGAUAUGUAGAGAAAUUUGUGUAGAACAGAUCAAUAAAUUCUACACAAAUUUCUCUAUAUAUCAGUAUUAGAGUUAAACUUUCAGUGGGAUAAACUAUCAUUUUGUGAAACACGAUCUAAAAGAGAGUGUUGAAGUGUUUAGAGAUAGAAAUUUGGACCCUCCCUCCCCCACAGACCGUGAUAGAGAAAUUCCAAUACUCAUCACAGGCCGUGACAGAAAACCCCCAAAGACCAUCACAGAUCGUCACAGAAAAUCCUCAGAGACCAUCGCAGACCGUGACAGAGAACUGCCAAAGUCUCUCACAAACUGUGACAAAGACACUGUAGAUUUAAAGCAUCAAAUAAACGAUCAGCUAGAAAUCUAUCAUAAACAAAUGGAAGAAAACGUUGUCCAUUUAAUUCGUAACAAUAGAUCCAUCGUAUUUCACAUUUUUAAUCCCGCAAGGGAUUGCUCUAACAGCUUUUCAUUUAUUAAACAAUUUUUCAGACGCUUUCCAAGCACAUCAUGGAAAGGAGAGAAACGUCAUUGGGUUUUUAGACCCAAAACUACAUUUCAUGCGAAACUUUACUCUUGAAAGUCUUCAUAUAAAGAAAAUCUCCCUAAUCAUUCAUGUUUUGGUGCUUUUUUAUGUAUAGAAAAGCAUUUCAAAUUUACUAAACAUUUAUUUAUGCAAAUAAGUCAACUCUUACACAGAUGUAUAUUUUGCAAAGCCAAAUUGUGAAAAAUUUUCUAAAAGAAAGCCUAACUUUGUGAAGCAUGAAUGAUGUUUUUAUGCUUGGUAAUUUUCGAAAGAAAAGUAGUUAAGAAUAUCGAACUAAAUAGAUCACUAGAAAUUUUGAAAGAAAACUUUUAAAUUCGACCAAACCUGCCAAAAAUUAAAUUUUUUGCUCUUUUUGGAUUUUGC
Messenger RNA from Rotaria sordida, 1089 nucleotides. Lineage: Eukaryota; Metazoa; Rotifera; Eurotatoria; Philodinida; Philodinidae. The record is from the annotation of a GenBank genome assembly.